ACCCAGAAGAGGCGGAGGUGCGCCCCGUCUCCUCCCGGUGGGCGAAGGAGAGGAAGGGAAAGGAAAGGAAAAGAGAUCGGGCGCCGCUGCCAAACUCCCUUCCGGCGCUGUCUCCGGGCGAGGGGAGCGUGUGGGGCGGCGCGGGGGGAGGCGUCAGGUUGGCCAAAGCGGCGGUACAACCGGGAGCCUAGAGGAGGCGCAGAGCGAGCUCGGGAAAGUGGUGUCGCUUCGCAGCCAUGGUGAAAAUCGGCGUCCAGCAGCCGGCGGCGGGGCUCAAAGCGGAGAAGGCGACGGCAAGUUAUGGGGUGAAAGCAGAAAUCCUCCUGCCCCGGGACAUGGAGGAGCAGCCCUUGCCUUUGCUGGUGGAGAGCCGGAGACCUCUUGGACGCAUCCUGUACUUGUCUAUAAGCUUGACGUUGAUGCUCCUUGGCCUGGUUUUGACAACAGCGUACAUCUACAGAUACUUCUCCAUUACUGGUUCCAUUACUGACUUAAAUGUGACUGGCUUUGAAGAUGACGAGGAGCUCAUAGAGGAAUGUCUCGUGGCCUAUGCUGACAGCAGUUCCAGCUUGCAGCUGAAAUUGCAUGAAGAAGUCAGGGUUAAUCUUGAAGAGCGUUAUGAGUGGAUCAGUGUCCCACCACCUCCGUUAGGUGAAAGUGAUCCUGCAGAUAUUAUCCAUGAUUUUCAGCAGAGACUGACUGCCUAUUAUGAUCUGCUCCUGGAUAAGUGCUUUGUCAUUGAGUUGAACACCACCAUUGUUAUGCCACCUCAAGAUCUCUGGGAGCUGUUGGUUAAUGUAAAGAAAGAGGUAUACCUGCCACAGACCUACCUAAUCGAGGAGGAGACAGUAGUGAUGGAGCAAGUCACUGAUAUGAAUCAGCUCGGUUCCGUCAUAUAUCACCUGUGCCAAGGCAAAGAGACCUACGCGCUGAAGCACAGAUCUGCAAGGAGGCAUAUCCAUCGAAGAGCUGCUGAGAAGUGCCAUCAGAUCCGCCAUUUUGCAAAUACUUUUGUGGUCAGCACAGCCAUUUGCCAGAAAUUGUGAGAAGCCCUCUUCAGACAUAAUCCUGCCAGUGCUUUGCUUUGAAAUGUCCACAGCUCUUGCUUUCUUCUUGAGAUAGAAUUGGGCUUUCUUUUCAUCCUGCUCUCAUUGUUUGUACAUUACUAACUUCUCAGAUUUCUUGUGGUUGAUCACUGGUACUUUGCUGUCUUUGAACUGCAUUUUUGAAAGAUACAUUUACAUUUCUUUGGGCUCAUAUUUAACCUCCAAAUGUAAAGAAACAUUUUUGUUUGCGAAAACUGGUAUAGUAAUCCCUUGGAGUAUUCACAGCUGCUGCUCUUUGAAAAGUGUAGAGAUAAAAACAAUGAGAAAAGAAAAGAAAAGUUACAAGAAGAGUCUAUAGAUAUCUCACUAGAGCUGCAACCUUCUUGUGUGGGAAUCUCCUCAGAAUAGAAAAGUGACUAGAAAUCUAUUGUAAAAUUAGUUUCUAAAGGGAAGAGAAAGAUGCAGCCAGAUAACUGUACAGACCCCUAAAGAUAAAUAUAUGUGAGGCUGGUUUAUUUGACAAAACCACAGAUGUAGCCUUUGUUGUGGUAGGUUAUGAUAGUGUUGAUUUCUCUAAAACAGGUAACAAUCCCAUGAUAUGUCUGCAUGCCAUACUGAUCAACAUACCUUAGUUCCUAACUGCAUUUUCAGCAAAAAUAAUGGGUCAAAACAGAGUAGCAGUUGAUUUUGUAAUGUUCCUUUGAAAACAUCUCUGCCUGCACUCGUAAAUCAUGGUAAUAAGACAUUCCACUUGCUUUUGCACGGUUGCUCUCUGCUGCUCCAGAUGUCAGCUGUCUUGGCCUCUGCCAGAUGUGCGGUUGUAGCCCAAGUUGGAGAAGGAUUAGGCAAGCAUUUUGGCAAGACAAAGCAGAACAUGGCGAAGACCAAGUGUCACCAGUACUAUGGAUUGCUCCAUAUGUAACACAAGCUAGAAAUUUGUAUGAACAAACUCAUUUGUUACAUAACAAUAGAUGGACCACCAAGCUGAACCCUGUGUAGGAGGACUUCAGCUGACUCUGGAUGUUUAGCUUCACCUCCACUAGAAUUAGUG
Molecule: messenger RNA, 2097 nt
Organism: Pogona vitticeps (central bearded dragon)
Lineage: Eukaryota; Metazoa; Chordata; Lepidosauria; Squamata; Agamidae
Product: integral membrane protein 2C
Biological process (GO): negative regulation of amyloid precursor protein biosynthetic process
Cellular component (GO): plasma membrane; Golgi apparatus; extracellular exosome
Molecular function (GO): amyloid-beta binding
Source: RefSeq, a predicted model, not a curated record